UUACUGUUGUGACUAGUACGCAGAACCAAGUCUGUCCAGCUGAAAGACUGACAGCGUCAAGCAUGUUUCAAAAGGGGGAGGAAGCUUGUGUCCCUGGCUAAGGUUCAGCUAAAACUGCUUUUGGAAAUGGCCCUGCUGUUACUGGGAUUGAGGUUACUAUCUGGAACAUGGACUUCUACUCGUGUUAUAGCACCAGUUACAAAAGAACCGAAAACAAUGGCUGUUUUGUAUUCGCACUGGGAAAGGUUAAUGUGACAUGUUAAUGGGUCUCUGUGAGUCACUGCAGGAGAUGUCACAGUGGAGGACCAGCAACAAGCAUACCAUUGAAGCUGCCCAUCAGCACACGGUAUAAUACAUAGAAACUCUAGUAUUCUACAGUCACUGAGUUUGUUGUCGCCUGACACCACUUGCUUGAAGAUGGCCCUGAGCAGUGUUGUUUGGGUGCACUGGAUUCCUGCCAUUCUCGCGGCUUGUGUGGCCCUUGUGAAUGGGCAUGAAGUUCUAGAGGGACACUCCAUCACCCUGCCCUGCAGUUACUCUGUCAGAAGGAAUGGAUUAAGCGCCGCGUGCUGGGGAAGGGGUUGUGGCACCAUGUGGUGCAGUGAUGAAAUCAUUCAAACCGACGGGAACCGUGUCACCUCCAAACUGUCAGAGCGGUACCGCUUAAAUGGGAAUAUACUGGAUGGUAAUUUGGAUCUGACUAUACUGAACACAGGGAAAGCAGACAGCGGAUCAUACUGCUGCAGGGUGGACAUUGCUGGAUACUUUAAUGAUCUAAAGGUAUCUUUAACUUUAAAAGUUGUAAAAGCUCCUGCAUUGACGACAGCACUGCCAAACCCACUUCCCCCAACCUUCAGAGCUGAGAAUCACAACACAUCAGAGCCACAUCCCCCCACAAGCAGUUGGAGUGGUGGACAUUCUUUCCAACUGUCAGCAACACCAAAGUGGAAUUCCAGUCUUCUGCAAACGGGUGACAUUGAAGGAAGUGCUUUAAAAAGUGAUUCAUUCAACGUUCCUGUUGUGGGUCUAUGUGUAUCGGCAGUCAUCUUGCUCUUAAUAAUUGCUCUAGCAAUUCUUCUUGUUUUUAAACGUAAACUUUUAAAAGGAGCUCAGAAACACAUUGGAAGUACAAGGCCUACAGUAACACUGGAACCCAAGCACAUCAUUUAUCAAAUGCAGACAGGCAGACAAGUGGAAGAAAAUAUUUACAGUUUGGAUUAGCUGUCUGUCUACCACAGAACCCCACCUUCCACCAACCUGCUUCCAGAUCACCUUUACCUUCGUCCGAUUGAAUCAGAACAACUCAGGGUUUCUUAACCCAGCACUCACAUCAGCAUUCUGAUUGACCACAUGCUUGUGUUUAUUAUUUAUUCAUUCGGUGGGUUAUUUUAUUACAUCGAUUACAGAUUACAGACAACUUACUAAAUCCAAACUCACACACAGCAGGCUAUUUCAAUUUAUUAUUAUUCAUUCUUUUCAUAAUUUGCACUUUCUCCAGCAUUUUGGCUGAACAGUCGAGUGGCACAUAUACUGUUAUAAAAGUAAUGAAGAAAAAUUAUACAAUUAUUUAAAACACUGUUAGCAGCAGGGUAGCCUGAACAGACAGCAGUUUACAGAAAACACAAAGUUACUAUUAAACUACAGUCUGUUAGUCUGUCAGUGCUCACAAUGUAUAUACAAUUCGUUGAGAUUACUCAGUGCUGUGCCUGGGGCAGCCUUUUCCUGGUACAGAAUAGGUCAGGCCCUACAAUAAAAAAGAAUUGCUAGUGUUAUGAAACUAGAGCGCAUGCAGAGGGCAUGUUCUAAGACAAGGCUGUCAAACUCCUGGAGGGCCGCAGUGUCUUCCAUUCCACCCGAGCUCUCAAUUACUGAAUUGGUCUAAUUAUUUGAUUAAUUGGACACAUUUUACACUUCUCUCCAGGCCUCAAAAUGUUUUAUAGGUUGUGUACCUUGAAUUAAGAGCAUUGAAAAUAUAUGAAAUAUAUCAAAAAACGUGAUCAAUUAUGUUAAUUGAGAGCUUAAUUUGGAAUGAAAAACCAGAAGACCCUGCGGCCCUCGGACUGGAGUUUGACAUUCCUGUUCUGGCUUUAGCAGGAUUUUAUUCUAUUUAGGAAAAAGAAAAGCAAAAGUGUGUAAACGUGACCAAUUCCUCUGUAUUCCUGAGUAGGCAAAUUUAGUGUAACUAUAUUAAUUACGAGACCAUUUUAGCUUCAUGUUUGCUUCCAAGCUUUAUGUAUACCGCAGAUCCACAUGAUCAUCAAAUCUUAGUUUUAUAUCUAACCAAAGUUUUUCUAUUAAAAAAUAUUGUUGUAGUAAACAAACACAUGGAUGUCUGUUUUUUAAACAACUGCAAUUUUGGAGAUAAAACCAGGUCAAACUCAAACACCCUCCUUAUUACAGCCUGCCAGCAACCCAGUCACUGAUACAUUUCCUGCAUGCCCACAUUAGAAAAUACAACAUUUAAAGGUGUAGUUCCCCAUAUUUUAUCUGUCUUACUAAAGACCACUUUCCAUUCUUUUUUUCCUUUGUAAGGUAUAGCUUGCCACUGGUGCAGAUAGAUACAGUGGUAUGUCUCUUAUCCAGGCUGUCCAGUGGUAAGCAGGCUUCAAUAGGAGGAAGCUUGUGCCUACUGAAUUAAAUCACAGUAGUUAUUAUUAUUUAUUAUUAUUUGUUUAUUUAGCAGACGCCUUUAUCCAAGGCGACUUACAGAGGCUAGGGUGUGUGAACUAUGCAUCAGCUGCAGAGUCACUUACAAUUACGUCUCACCCGAAAGACGGAGCACAAGGAGGUUAAGUGACUUGCUCAGGGUCACACAAUGAGUCAGUGGCUGAGGUGGGAUUUGAACCGGGGACCUCUUGGUUACAAGCCCUUGUCUUUAACCACUGGACCACACAGCCUCCCAGUGAUUUGUAUUCGUUGUUAUUAGGUGAAUGCAAGCCAGUAAGUAAAACAAAGGUUAACCACUGGGGUGUGGUGUGAAAAUGACAGUUAAACCCCACUAGAAUGUGUGUGGGUGUAGGAGCUUGGACACUGACCAUUAUAAAUACAAUAUUGCCACCUAGUGGUCAUUAACCAUACCGGUUCAAAAGAUACAAGAGCACGUUUAAGUUUUUAAUCCAGUACAAUGAAAUAUUUUUUAUUUACAGAUAUAAAACCAGUCCAGACACCCUUAUCUAAGUAUCCUACCAUCCGGACAACUGGUGUAGUAGAACGAGGGAGUCAUGAGAUUGAGAAAUGUCUACAAUAAAACUGACAGGAGGGAGAUGGAAGUACCAGUGUUGUCAUUAAAAUAAUGUCCACUGGGUGGCGACAGUUUCACAAAAAUGCUAUGGUAAAAAGCCUUGCUUCAAACCGAAAUAGAAAACUCUGGGAGAAAUAUGAUAAUAGGUUGGUUUGUUUUUUAAUAUAUGUGUUCUCACAUUCAGAGCCUGUAUUCUCAAAUCUAGCAAGUCAGUGUGGUUGGCGUGUCUUGUGCUGUUACAGGUCAGUCCAUGUUGCUGGUUAAGAUCAAUCGCUCAGAUUGAUCUGCUUCUCUUCUGCCUAAUCAAUGAGUGCUAGUCACAGAACUCUAAGAAGCCUGAUUAAUGGUGACGCGUGUAGCUAUUGUCAGAACAAUUAUUCUAAACAUAAAUCCAAUUCCAAUUAUGCACCCCAAAACACACACAGACCCACAAAGCAGGCUAAUACGAAUGGAUUGGAACACCUUGUAUACUCUACUUGAAGUUGCAGAAGGUGUUGGGUGUGAACAUGUGUUUUCAGUGUGAUAAUCCCAAUUUACUGCAUAGGGAACUGCCUGCUGUGGUGCAGCCCUGCUAAACAGUAAACCUGUAUCUGCAGCAAUGUUCGACCCCAAAUUGCACAGGUUUAGGAUGGGUUUGACAAGGUUAUUGUAAGACACUGUCUCUAGGAUAAGCUUUCUAAUUGCAAUGUACUGCUCACCUGCGAGGAGGUUCGCAGUGUUUAGAGUGACAGUUUUGUUUUUGACCUGAGUGACUGAAAGCAUUUUUAUAACAUUCACACCUCUUGGUUCUAUUGUGUUUCUAACUCAGUCAUUAGAGCAAAGCCAAUGGGCUGAAUAAAUGGUUAUGCUUGGCUUAGCACCCUCUUCUGGUGGAGUCUAGAAAGUAUUGUGUUGGGCUUGUUCCACAUACUUUAAAAUUGAGCACACUUGUAUGUGAACAUUUCAGGAGUGAAACAAUUCUGAUAAGUGCUGUAUUUUUCACUGUGACGUCUGUAUUUGUCAUUGUUUUCUGUUAGGCCAGCAUAUGACAAAGCCACAAGAAAGUGGAACGAUCAGUGUGUUAGAGUCUUUAUUAUUACCACACAUAAUAACAAUACACUGGGCCUUCUCAUAAGCCUGUCUCUCCAGGGCCUAUUACCAUUAAUACAAUAAUCAUUAGAUUCCGUUUUACUUUCUGAGACAAAAACAUGUCUGUGGUAAUUAAUAAGUAAAGCAUAGCCUCUUACAGUGGUUCUUUCCCCCUCUUUAAUGUUUGUGUUUACAAUAAAUGCUGUUGUGUCAGAACAUAUUCGGUUUUCUUUGCCUCAUUAAUAUUAUUUUAAGAUUACAUAGGUAAUUAUAUACUACAUUGAUAUGAUUCCGUUGUCUCAAAAUUCACCAAGAAAAAUACACCUGUUUUCCA
This is a messenger RNA of Acipenser ruthenus (sterlet), 4643 nucleotides long. RefSeq names its product hepatitis A virus cellular receptor 1 homolog. Lineage: Eukaryota; Metazoa; Chordata; Actinopteri; Acipenseriformes; Acipenseridae. The record is from RefSeq and is a predicted model, not a curated record. The transcript has 9 exons. Bases 418 to 1221 code for a protein of 267 amino acids.